AUGGGUAACUUGAAAAAUCUUGGGCAAUUGGAUAUUUCAGAAAACAAACUUUCUGGAAAAAUCCCAAGCAGUCUUGGUGAGUGUCUAGUGUUAGAAGUCCUGCAUAUGGAGGGUAACCUUUUUGAGGGUACUAUUCCAUCCUCUUUUCAGCAAUUAAAAGGAAUUCGAGACCUAAAUCUUUCUCGUAAUAGUUUGUCUGGACGGAUUCCAAGCUUUCUAGGCGAGCUCCGAUUGAUUGAAUCUCUAGACCUUUCAUAUAAUAAAUUUGAAGGUGAAGUUCCAAAUGGCGGAGUGUUCAUGAAUGUUAGUGCAUUUUCAAUUGUGGGAAAUGACAAACUUUGUGGAGGAAUCAAGGCACUGGAAUUGCCCGCAUGUCCCACACAAAGGGCAAGAAGGCCUUUUGCCCGUAAAGUGAUAAUUCUUGUGACAAGUAUCACUCUAUCUACAAUUUUGUUGAUAGCAUGUGCUUUUGCUCUUUUUUAUCUGAUGAAAAGGUCAAAACUCAAGUCUUCUGCAGAUUGUCCAUUGGGAAAUCAGUACCCAACACUCUCUUAUGCAGAACUCCAACAUGCUACCAACGGAUUCUCUUCAUCCAACUUGAUUGGUGCGGGGAAUUAUGGUUCUGUUUAUAAAGGAAUUCUCAACUCCGGUGAACAAAUUGUUGCUGUGAAGGUAUUCAACCUUCAACUACCUGGAGCCAACGAGAGCUUCUUGGCUGAAUGUGAAGCGUUGAGGAAAAUUCGCCACCGCAAUAUGGUCAAGGUCAUAACAUGUUGCUCAAGCAUGGACUUCAAAGGAAAUGAGUUCAAGGCUUUGGUCUUUGAGUUCAUGCCAAAUGGGACUUUAGAGAGCUGGUUACACCCAAUUCAAUCUGAGCAGCAGCAUCCAAAGAGCUUGGAUUUCAUACAAAGGCUAAACAUUGCGAUUGAUGUAGCAUCUGCAUUGGAUUAUCUUCACCAUCAUUGUGAAACAACAAUCAUUCAUUGCGAUCUAAAGCCAAGUAAUGUUCUUCUUGACAAUGAGCUCUGCGCUCAUGUGGGUGAUUUUGGGGUAUCAAGGUUUCUUGGAGCCGUGAGAGGUAAACCCAGCUGUUCGCAAUCUAGUUCUUCAAUUGGGAUUAGAGGAACAAUUGGUUAUGUCGCGCCAGAAUAUGGUAUGGGUGUGGACUUUUCAACCCAAGGUGACAUAUACAGCUAUGGUAUUCUCUUACUGGAGAUGUUUACGGGACAAAAGCCCACCAACAACAUGUUUACUGAAAGGAUGGUGCUGCCAAGUAGAGUGUUGGAGGUUAUCCACUCUUUAUUCUUAUUGGAAGAGGAAGAUGUGAUCCUCCGUAUUGGAGUCAUGUGUUCUUCUGAAUUGCCGAGAGAACGGAUGGAUAUUAGGGAUGUUCUAAUGGAACUCCACAAGAUCAGAAACACAUUUCUGAGAAGAAGCUAAUGUCUAUAGAAAGGAGACGGAUCAAAAACACCUUUUUAAUCAUCAAAUGUUUAAUC
Molecule: messenger RNA, 1496 nt
Organism: Cornus florida
Lineage: Eukaryota; Viridiplantae; Streptophyta; Magnoliopsida; Cornales; Cornaceae
Product: probable LRR receptor-like serine/threonine-protein kinase At3g47570
Exons: 2
Coding region: 1-1440 (479 amino acids)
Biological process (GO): protein phosphorylation
Molecular function (GO): ATP binding; protein kinase activity; protein binding
Source: RefSeq, a predicted model, not a curated record